AUGGAGACGGCCACGUUCGAGCAGGGCGACCCUGGCACCGAUUUCACUGUGACAGACACCGGGCAGACGAAGAUGGAGGCGGAGGCGUCCGAGGGUGUCAGCAGCCAGUCUGCCACCCUGAAGGCAUACUUGUCUGGUGGCUGCAACCCGCUCGACGACAUGGCGCAGACCACCAAUCGUGGCUGUGGCCUCGGAGGCGGCGAAGGUUUGGGCCUCGUCGGCUGCGGCGGUUGCGGCGUCGUGGAGCUGUGCGAGCACAGGCCCACGGGCGAGGGCUACGCCCUGAAGGGCCUGAGCAAAGGCCACGUCGCGAAUUGCGGGAGGCGGCAGGCGGUCAUGAAUGGCAAGAAUAUCCGGCAUUACACUGCGAGCGCCGCCUUGGUCUUCGAGUAUCUCCACGAACGCCCUGUCAUCCACAGGGAUGCCAAGCUGCAGAAUCGGGUGCUCAGCGCGACGGGCCAUGCGAAGCUCCGUGACUUUGGCGUUGCGAAACUGGUCGCCGGA
This is a messenger RNA of Prorocentrum cordatum, 504 nucleotides long. Lineage: Eukaryota; Dinophyceae; Prorocentrales; Prorocentraceae. The record is from the annotation of a GenBank genome assembly.